AUGGUCACGAACGCCGGGGUGUUUCUUGUCCUGCUCCUCGUCACGGCUGUGCCUCCGCUGUUUAUUUACAACCCCGAGAAACACCCCGGGGAAUCGCUUGGGCCACCCCCAGCUGCCGGCAUCUUCUACGACAGCGCACCGAAUUUCUCGGUGCGGCAGAAGCUCUACAUACUUUUUACGCUGCCAGUGUGCGCAUUACUGAAUUCUCUGCUCGUGUACGUUACCUACUAUCGUCACCUUCGGCAUAUUCAGUUUAGAGCCGAGCUGAGCUUGGUGGCGCAUGCAAACCUAAAAACGGUUGUCAUGAUUUUUACCGAAGAGCAGCAGCUCAGUGAUUACAGCGGCGUGACUCCGGUGGGGGGUACUUGCAGCAGUAGGGGGCCAGCGAAUCACAACCUUCUUGCGGUGCGCUUUAACGGCAGCAAGGCCGGUCUCAAUUAUCCGUGCUUAGACAAUCAACAACAUGUUAGGCCGUCGGGCAUUUCUUUGGAUAGGUUAUCCACAUCGACAUGGUUUCCUGAGCUGCAGGAGUUGCAGGAGGCUGUUGAAGCACAAUUUCUUCGACGUGCAGAGGUGGCGCGGGCUGCCGCAUUUCAGUGUUUUUGCCAGGAGGUACUGACGCGCGUUGAGAAACGGAUGAAGCUAGAGGAAGGAAGCAUGGCAAACGGCAUUCGUCUGCUUCUGCAGCAGCAAACAGAGUGGGUGCCUGCGCCUAUGAUGCGGGUACACCUAAGGAGGAUUGAGCUGGAGCGGAGGCACACAAACGCCAAUGAAAACAACUUGGAAUCAGAGCCGUAG
Trypanosoma rangeli is the source of this 798-nucleotide messenger RNA. RefSeq lists its product as uncharacterized. Lineage: Eukaryota; Euglenozoa; Kinetoplastea; Trypanosomatida; Trypanosomatidae. The transcript has a single exon. The record is from RefSeq and is a predicted model, not a curated record. Bases 1 to 798 code for a protein of 265 amino acids.